This is a messenger RNA of Pseudomassariella vexata, 831 nucleotides long. Its product is annotated as S-adenosyl-L-methionine-dependent methyltransferase. NCBI's taxonomy places the organism in Eukaryota, Fungi, Ascomycota, Sordariomycetes, Amphisphaeriales, Pseudomassariaceae. The record is from RefSeq and is a predicted model, not a curated record. Gene Ontology annotation, cellular component: nucleolus. Gene Ontology annotation, biological process: rRNA (guanine-N7)-methylation. The transcript is spliced from 2 exons. Gene Ontology annotation, molecular function: rRNA (guanine) methyltransferase activity. Bases 1 to 831 code for a protein of 276 amino acids.
AUGUCGCGGCCAGAGGACACACUGUCCGCGGACAUCCACUACAAUGACACAGAGGCGCGCAAGUACACUACGUCCUCGAGGAUACAAAAUAUCCAGGCCUCCAUGACCCACCGUGCCCUAGAACUCCUCGACCUCUCCUCACCAUCACUCAUCCUCGAUGUCGGCUGCGGAAGUGGUCUGUCCGGCGAGAUCUUAUCCUCGAUACCCCCAGAAGAAGGCGGACCCCACGUGUGGAUCGGCAUGGACGUAUCUGCGUCCAUGCUGGACAUUGCGCUCCAAAGAGACGUGGAGGGAGACCUCAUGCUCGCAGAUAUAGGGCAGGGUGUGCCUUUCCGAGCAGGAACUUUUGAUGCCGCCGUCAGUAUCAGUGCGAUUCAAUGGCUGUGCAACGCCGAGAGUAGCGAGAUAUCACCUGCAGGACGACUGUCUCGAUUCUUCAACGGACUGUACGCAAGCCUGAAGAGGGGUGGCCGCGCCGUAUGCCAGUUUUACCCCAAGAAUGACGAGCAGAAAAAGAUGAUCACUGGUGCUGCGGUCAAGGCAGGGUUCGGCGCCGGUCUGCUGGAGGACGACCCCGAGACGAAAAAUGUCAAGGUCUAUCUGGUGCUUACGGCCGGCGCAGGCAGCACCAGCGAUAUCACCGGAGUGGUCAAGGGUAUGGACGGUGUGGACGUGUUGGAUCCGCGGAGGAAACGGGAAGCUGGCAAGGGCGAUAUCAAGAAGGGGAGUAAGGCGUGGAUUGUCAAGAAAAAAGAGCAGAUGGAACGCAAGGGGAAGGUGGUCAAGGCGACCUCGAAGUAUACAGGACGAAAACGACGAAUCGCAUUUUAA